UGUCUUUUAGGUGUAAUUUUGAACCUGCCUGUUUCUUCUCCUAUAGGUGAAAAGAUGGCGUUUGUGAAGAGUGGAUGGUUGCUGCGACAGAGUACUAUUUUGAAGCGCUGGAAGAAGAAUUGGUUUGACCUGUGGUCAGAUGGUCACUUGAUCUAUUAUGAUGACCAAACUCGGCAGAGUGUUGAGGAUAAGGUCCACAUGCCAGUGGACUGCAUUAAUAUCCGCAUGGGGCACGAGUGUCGGGAUGUUCAGCCUCCAGAUGGGAAGCCGAAAGACUGUAUGCUGCAGAUUGUUUGCCGAGAUGGGAAAACUAUCAGUCUUUGUGCAGAAAGCACAGAUGAUUGUUUGGCCUGGAAAUUUACACUUCAGGAUUCCAGGACAAAUACAGCUUACGUUGGCUCAGAAGUCAUGUAUGAUGAGACUGCCGUGGCUUCUUCCCCACCUCCUUACACAGCCUAUGCUGCGCCAACCCCUGAGCAGGCAUAUGGCUAUGGUCCAUACAGUGGUGCUUACCCGCCAGGGACUCAAGUUGUCUAUGCUGCGAAUGGGCAGGCUUAUGCUGUACCCUACCAGUACCCGUAUGCAGGACUUUAUGGACAGCAGCCUGCCAACCAAGUCAUCAUUCGUGAGCGCUAUCGAGACAACGACAGUGAUCUGGCGCUGGGCAUGCUGGCUGGAGCAGCCACAGGCAUGGCCUUAGGGUCCCUGUUCUGGGUCUUCUAGAGUCCUUAAAAUCUGGAUAUGCAUAGCUUCUGACACCCUGUGUGCAAUAAUAUAAUUUGCAGGGCAUUUCUGUUUGUGAUAAGUGUUUUUAAUAAUAGUUCUUUUCAAAGUAGUGACAUCAUAGUUAUAACUAAUCCGUAGAAGUACCACAGAGAAGGCGUUGGACUGCUGUUUAGCUAAAACAUGGACUCCUGGGGACACUGGCUCAUUUCAAAUUUCCUUAUGGAACUCUUGGAAUCCUU
This is a messenger RNA of Ceratotherium simum simum (southern white rhinoceros), 965 nucleotides long. It is a transcript of the gene PLEKHB2, whose product is annotated as pleckstrin homology domain containing B2. The record is from RefSeq and is a predicted model, not a curated record. NCBI's taxonomy places the organism in Eukaryota, Metazoa, Chordata, Mammalia, Perissodactyla, Rhinocerotidae. Gene Ontology annotation, cellular component: membrane. Gene Ontology annotation, biological process: regulation of cell differentiation.